Molecule: messenger RNA, 5820 nt
Organism: Leptosia nina
Lineage: Eukaryota; Metazoa; Arthropoda; Insecta; Lepidoptera; Pieridae
Source: the annotation of a GenBank genome assembly
AUGGCGGCAUCCGCGCCUAUAAACGACGUACUUUGUGGUGCUGUUGAAUAUUUAGUAAAACUAGGCUGUAAUCUUAGACAGCGUUCGGAGACUUUAAAAAACAAGAGAAUUAACAAGGACAGGUUAAGGAAUUCACAUGCUGUCCAGAAGGGAGCAAAAAAAGUUUUACUUUUGUGCGAAUUGUCAAAGAAAUCGAUUCAUACGGUAGAAUCGAGUGUCGAAGCUAUCUUAUCUCAAAUUUCGAAUUUGCAAGCAAAUACUAACGCCAGCGAGGAGUUGAAAGAAUUAACGCACUAUGAAAGUUUUAUGUUCAAUUCAAAGAGACUGAGAAUUCGUAAAAAGAUUGAUAUCAAACAAUAUACUUCUGCGAAUGUAGUUGUUACUAGAAUGCCCAUCACGGCGUUAGAUAAAUAUCCAGUUCAUUAUGAUUGCAAACUGCUUAGAUUAAGAAUGAAAGUGAAAAAAACAAAUGACAGAGACUGUGAUACUUCUCACUUACAUUCAAGUUCUUAUGGGAAAAGAGAAAAGUCUGUUUCCUUUAAUGAAAAUAUUGUUAUAUGUGAGAAUACCAAGAAAGAUGAUGCAGGAUUAUCUAAUAGUAAAACAGUUUUUCCUAAAUGUAGUGAAAAUCCAGUUGAAGAAGCUCAAAGGAUCAAAAACAUGAAUAAAGCAAACUGUAAUAGUAGUGUAAUGGGCCAUGUGAAAAAAAAUAACGAAGAUGAAUCAACAAUAUUAAAGGAAAGUUUACUUUCUUUUGAAGAAUCAAGAAACCAAAACUAUUUGUUUUCUUCAAAAAAAGAAAUUUCAACUUUGAGUUUGACUAGUAAUGACGUCAACCAAAGCGAGAGUAUAAAUUUAAGUAGUCAUAAAAGUGAUAAAAACAAAUUGUCUGUAUCUAAUGAAAAUUCAGACACAAAUGAUAAAGUAAAUGACAAAAUAAAUUUGUGUUCUCAUAGGAAAGAAGAUAGUACAAGGAUAUUGACAAGUAAUAAUGACAAAAUUCAAAGUGACACAACUUUACAUAGUAAUGGCAAUCUUUGCACUGCAAAUGAACUAAAAUCAUAUGUACCCCAUAAUGUAGAUGAAGAUAAUUUCUUAGAAAACAAUACUCAUACAACUGAAAAUUGUGAAAGUGAUAGAAGUUUAGACUCUAAUUCUUCAAAAAAAACAUUUAUAAAAUGUGUAAAUAUAAAAAAACUGUUGCGGCCGGACGUUAUACCUAAAGCUUUACCCCCAGUAGUAAUUGACAGUGAUAGUGAUAGCAAUAGGUCAAAAAUUAAAUAUCAGACAAAGAGGCAGCAAAUGCAGAAAAAAGUUGAGAGCUUUAAGCCUAAAAAUUUUACAAUAAUUGUAACCAAAUUACCUGAACUGAAUAUUGCAUUCUUAAAAAGUCAUAACUUAAAAAAAAUUAUUCAAAAAGGAAAAAUAAUCUGUGAAGUUUUAGAAUUUCCAAAAAAUUCACCAGAAUUACAGACUGAUAAUCCUGGAAAGGCAAUUAGAUCCAUAUCCAGUAGGCAAGACAACAGCCCAAAGAACAUAGAUUCUAUAAAAAAAUCUCUGGUAAAUGCUUCUGACUCAGAAAAUACAGGUGAAGAUAUCAGGCAAGUGAAAAGUGAAAAUGUAAAAAGAUCACUUUGUGAAUCACAUUCAGACAAAGACAAAACUACUGAAAAGAAGAUGCUGAAUAGAACUGCACCAGAUCCAAUAGAAAAACCUUAUAAUCAAAAUUUCAUAGAUAAUUCUAAACAUUCCGAUGUCUGUAACAGUGGCAUAAAUACUAAAAUAACAAAUAUUGAAUGUAACAAUGACUGUGUCAACUCUGGUAGUGUGUUAACACCCGAAAUAAGUAAUGAAACAACAAGAAGUAAUGCUGAAUCAUUGUUUGACAGCCUAAAGUCACAGAAGCAGAUAGACUCCCCUCCAUCUAAACGCAAGAGAAUUAUGGAAAGCAUACAUGCAAAAAGAAUGUUGCUAGCAUUCUCAUCUAGUUCUGAUACGGAAGAUGAACAGCUAAGAAGUACUGCCAAGCAAAUCCAAAAUGAAUUGCUUAAAGUUGAUAUGAGAUCACCAAAUAAUAAAGAAAAGUGUUAUUUAUCAGAUUCUGAUAAGUCAACCACAUCUAGUAAGAGUAGUAACAAUAGUAUAAAGAAAAAUACAAAUAAAAAAAGGAGGAAUUCUGCAGCAUCAUCUGGGGAAAGCGAAACAGACUAUACAAAGUCGUCUACUAAAAAGAUGGAAGAAUCUAAUGGUAAAUCUAGCAGUGGCAGUCAACAUUUGAGUAGCAGAGAAUCUGAUAAAGAAAUAGAAGGAUUAACGAAUAUCAAGACUUUAAGAAAGUCCGCCCGUCAGCGGUCCCAGCAUCGCAACCGUUGGCGCGAAUUCAGAAUGGCUAGAAUGCCCAAGGCACCUCUGAUAAGCGAGGAGGUGGUGCUGCAAGCGGAGUGUGAAUCGGAUGUAGCCUCGGUCGCGUCUAAUGACGAUUGCGAUGUGGACGAAUUACCCAGAUUGCCCCUAACUACGUUAAAUGGUGACGUCGAGGCAGUCGCUAAAGAAGACUUGUUAGGGGACAGCGAUUCGUCGACGUCGCAUAAUCAAAAUAAAAAUUCACAGGAUGACGAAGAAAUCAAUUCGGAGGGCGAAAAUCUAAAAUCAAAGCGUCGCAAAGCAAACGCGAUAUCAUCAGACUCGGAGGCAGGCUCCUCGCGAAAAAAGGACCCGAAGGUUAGCGAUUUCGAAGAUUCGGAGGACGAUGGCUUAGAACCGGUUAAGAAAAGUAAAAGAAGGAAAAAGGAAAGUGACAGUGACGCUUCUGUUGGCUCGAGUGAUGAGCAUAAGAAGAAAAGACGACGGAUUAAGAAUAUCGAUGACAGUGAGGGUUCGGGAUCGGAGACAGAAAAUGAAGGACGAAAUAAACAUGGGAGAAAGAAUAUUAGAAAGGUUAUGGGUAAAUCUCAGUUGGAGGAGGCGACGAAGAAAGCUGCCCGUGAAGAAAAGGAAAGGAUGGCUCGAAUCGCUGAAAGACAAAAAUUGUAUAAUAAUUUGCAAUUUGACGAGUCUGGCAAACCAGACGAAGUGGUUUUGGACAAAGUGGUCCUUGAUUUCGACCCAGAAACCAAGGAUCCUAUAAUAGAAGUUGACAAGGGCCUAGUGAAGAAGUUAAAACCACAUCAGGCGAACGGUAUUAAAUUUAUGUGGGACGCUUGUUUCGAGAGCGUUAAGCGAAUAAAGAAGGGCAAAGGAUCUGGCUGUAUUUUGGCACAUUGCAUGGGACUCGGAAAAACGUUACAGGUCGUCUCUCUCACUCACACGCUCUUAACUCACAGUGAUCUCACUAGUGUAAAUCGAGUUUUGGUCGUUUGCCCAUUGUCCACUGUAUUAAAUUGGGUGAAUGAAUUCAAGAUGUGGCUGAAACACGCGGAAACUGACUAUGACGUUGAAGUCUAUGAACUAUCCAGAUUCAAACAGAAUUCGGAUCGUGCGUACCAAUUGUCUCAGUGGUAUCAGCAUGGCGGCGUUUGUGUCCUUGGCUACGAGAUGUUUCGCAAUCUCUCGUCGGACAGUAACAAGAAAUUUAAAAAGAAAAUGCUCAAGAACUUUCAGGAAAGCUUAGUUGAUCCAGGUCCGGAUCUGGUAGUCUGUGACGAGGGUCAUCUCCUCAAAAACGAAAAGACCAGCCUGUCGCAAGCUAUGAACAAGGUGAAGACAUUGCGACGUAUUGUUCUCACCGGAACGCCGCUACAGAACAAUCUAAAAGAAUAUUACUGCAUGGUACAAUUUGUGAAGCCGAAUCUCUUGGGAAAGUACAAUGAAUAUCUUAAUCGUUUCGUGAACCCUAUCACUAAUGGUCAGUACACGGAUUCAACGGAACACGAUAUAAAGAUCAUGAAGAGGCGGUCCCAUGUAUUGCACAAGAUGCUCGAUGGUGCUGUACAGAGGCGAGAUUACGGCGUACUAGCCCCAUUCUUACCGCCGAAACACGAGUAUGUUCUCUUUAUUACGCUGACUGAGGUUCAAAUUAAACUCUACACACACUACCUAGAAAACUAUUCACGGAGACCGUUGCCUGGAAAGUCUUCAGGUUUCCUGUUCCCCGAUUUCCAAUCAUUACAAAGAAUAUGGACACAUCCACUCGUGUUAAAGUACAAUUCGGAAAGAUACGAAAUUAUGCAGCAGAAAAAGAGGGAAAGAGAAGAAGAGGAAGAGGACGACUCUGGAGGUUCUCUGGUAGACUUCAUUGAUGAUUCCUCAACAGAGGAAUCCACAACUGAAGAAUCCACGGACGACAUGUCAGAUAUAAGCGAUGACAGUCGCAAGAAGAGUAAGAAAAAGAAGUCGCCUAAGAAAAGUAAAAAGCGUGCAACACGACGCGGUACGCGCGCUAACCCGGUGGAAGCCGAAGACGACGAUGUACAAGAGGUGGAGGAAGUUAGGAACGAGAACCCAACGGAGUGGUGGAUGUCGCUCGUCAACGAGGAGGAACUAGAUGAUAUGCGGAAUUCGCAUAAAUUAAUCUUGCUCUUUGACAUACUGCGACAGUGCGAGGCUAUUGGAGAUAAAUUAUUGGUAUUUUCGCAAUCUCUGUACUCAUUAGAUUUGAUAGAACAUUUUUUGGGAAAAGUAGAUGAAGCAACGCAAGAGGCGCGAGUCGACGAAAAGUUGGGGGGGCAUGUUGGUUCAUGGUCACCUGGCAUAGAUUAUUUCCGGCUGGAUGGUUCAACGUCGUGUGAAAAUAGAUCUAUUUGGUGCAAGAAUUUUAAUAGAGAGGAUAAUCCAAGAGCCAGGUUGUUCCUGAUAUCAACGCGAGCAGGCGGUCUCGGUAUCAACCUUGUAGCAGCAAAUAGGGUUGUUAUUUUUGAUGUCUCGUGGAAUCCCUCCCACGAUGUUCAGAGUAUCUUCAGAGUGUACCGUUUUGGACAGAAGAAGCCGUGUUAUAUCUAUCGGUUUCUAGUUAUGGGCACGAUGGAAGAAAAAAUCUACGAGCGUCAAGUGACUAAGCAGGCGAUAUCGAAGCGUGUUAUUGACGAACAGCAAAUUGACAGGCACUACGCCGAAAACGACCUGGCGGAACUGUACAAGUUUGAGCCUAAACCACCACAGCCCAGGCCAAUACCCCCAUUGCCGAAGGACAGACUUUUCGCCGAGAUGCUAAAGGAACAUGAACAAUUGAUAUACAAAUACCAUGAACACGACUCAUUGCUGGAGAACAAGGAAGAAGAGACCCUCACUGAAGAGGAACGUAAAGCGGCUUGGGAGGACUUUGAAAAUGAAAAGACUCGUCCACCGCCUGUCCCAUUCGCUUCGCCGUAUGCUAUGCACAAUGGAAUGAUGUUGGCACAACAACAACAACUAGCGUUCCAAGCCAUGGCUGCGAUGCUGCGUAAAGAGGCGCCUAAUAUUAGUGAGAAUCAAGUGCGCGAUAUGAUUCCCCUCUUAUAUGGUGCUAACCCACAGCUAAUACAAAAAAUGACCGAAAUGUACAAAUAUCCACAAGCUGGCAUGAUGAAUGCGGGAAUGAUGAACGCAGUUAUGAAUCCCGGUGGAGGAGGUAUGCCAAUGGGUGGAACAAGUGGUAUGCAGUAUGAGCCACCCUGGCAGCGGCAACAGCAGAUGAGACUGCAGCAACUCAUUCAACAACAGAAUCAAAUGGGUGCCAAGUACUAUGCUGGUGGUCUAGGCAGUCGCGAUCCAGUGGCGAUGGCUUUACAGCACCAGAGAGCUCGCGAGAUGAUGUUGGGAGAAAGAUCUAGACCUCGUGGGCGACCACCGAAUCAAACACCGCGUCCAGCACCACAAGAUGUUGUCAAUCUUGACUCUGACUAG